GCUUGGCAGAUAGCUAUAACAAGACCUUGCUGUAAAUAUGAAAUCACGACGCUGCUCUGUCGAAAAACAUAUAAAUUCAACGCGCACUGGAAGAAACAAAGCGUAGUUUCAGUAACCUGCAGUCCGACGGUCUGGCUGAAGAACUACCGGUGAUCUCCCUGACAGCGCGAGCUCUAUCUUGACAGCGGAUGUAGUGAUGUAGCUCACGUUCAGCGAGGGAAGAUGUGACAAUCCAAGGACUAUGUCAAAGAAUCUUAAGAAUGCCUCCGAUGGACUCAAGGAAUACAACGUCAUGAACGUUAUCCAUUUUCCUAAAGACUGCGCCAGAAUUUCCAUCGGGAUUAACUGAAGAACAGGACAUGCUCUGCUUUUUGGGGUACAAAGGAACCCAGAAAUAUCGCUGCUUUUUUACGUAGACGCUCAUUCAUCCGGCGGACGCUGUAGCGUCGCUUGCUCUCGCAUGUCGCACGCGCAAGUUUGUCAUCGCUCGGCAUUUCUUAUUAAAGAUGGGCUGUCUAAAAACGCCCCCCACUAUUCUGCUGCUGUAACCUAUUCUGCCUCUGCUUAAACAUGCAAGAUGCCAAAUAUUUACAUUAAUAGUCAUAGUUUAUAUUUUCAUGAUUUAUUUAGCCUAUUCAAAUGUAUUUUUUGUAUUUAAAUGUCCAUGAAGCAAGAAAAUUAUUUUUGGACUGACUUGAAAUUGUAUAGUUUUUUUAACAAAGCUGUGAAGCUGUGAUUUUUUUGUCUCAUCAUCCAAAUGGUGCAUUCAGUUUAAAAUCACUGGUGCCCGACAGUGCUUGCAUUGAGGGAGCACUGAACAGAGACCUCCAUUCAUUCCUGCUGUUUGGUCUGUGCUGCGGCUGCCCCAUGCUGGAUACCAAGAUGAAGGAGGUGUGUCGCAUCUGCGCCCGCGAGCUGUGCGGCAACCAGCGGCGCUGGAUCUUCCACCCGGCCGCCAAGCUCAACCUGCAGGUGCUGCUGUCGCACGCGCUGGGCCGCGAGGUGACGCGCGACGGCAGCGGCGAGUUCGCCUGCAGCAAGUGCGCCUUCAUGCUGGACCGCAUGUACCGCUUCGACACGGUGAUCGCCCGCGUGGAGGCGCUGUCCAUCGAGCGGCUCCAGCGGCUCAUGCAGGAGAAGGACCGCCUGCGGCAGUUAAUCGGCGGCCUGUACCGCAAGCACAACGGCGCCGACGCGCUGACCGCCGGGGCCGGCCCCUCGUGCCCGGCCAAGGAGUGCACGGUGGACAUGACGGGCCUGUACCACGCCAAGUACUGCGCGCUGCUGCAGGAGGACCUGGUGUACUCGCUCUACGAGUCCUGGGCGGAGGAGGAGGGCCAGACGCUGGCCGAGUGCGCGCACCACCACUGCCACAACGCCACCGCCGCCGCCUCCGAGCUCUCGUCGCCCCAGCGGCCCCACCGGCACCGUUGCCGCGGCUGCAGCGCCCUGCGCGUGGCCGACUCGGACUACGAGGCCGUGUGCCGGGUGCCGCGCAAGGUGGCGCGCAGCAUCUCCUGCGGCCCGUCCACCCGCUACUCGGCCAGCGCCGCCGGCAGCGCCAGCGGGGAGGAGCGCGAGGACGAGCCCACGUCCUCCGCCACGCUGGUGCCCGACUCCCAGUCCCAGCCCACCAGCCACACCACCGCCUCCGACAGCGAGCGCACGCUGCUGGGCCACGCCAGCUCCAGCCCCUCGGUGGAGUCCCUGGACCUGGUGCCCGCCGCCGCCGCCGCCGCCUCCUCCCCCCGCAGGCCGCGCCACUCGCUGGACGAGGACCCCACGGAGGAGCAGAACUCGGACUGCCUGUCCGAAGAGCACGCGGCGCUUCCCCUGGGCCGAGUGGGGGGCGGCGCGGACAAGCUGGCCGUGGCGCUCUACCUGCUGCAGAACUGCUCCUACAGGCCCGUGCACAGCCCUCAGGGCAGCAAACUGCCCGUGCUGGUCAAACCGGGCCUCCGGCACGCAGGCGUCAAGAUGGGCAGCCCCGUGCGGGGCGUGAGGGGCCUGUAUGUGGGCGGAGGGGUGUGCGAGCUCACGGAGGUGGAGCUACCUCCGCCGCGCAUCCAGGUGGACCUGGGCCUGGAACUGGCCGAGCUGGAGGACAUGUGGCAGGAUGUGUAUGUGGAGUGCUUGCCUUUCCGCUUCCAGAAGAAGAGUCUGAUUGAGGAGCAGCAGACCCAGCUGAAUCAGUAUGAGUGUGCAGCAGGACAGUGUGUGAGUGAGCUGCAGAAGGCUCAGCUUCAUGUCCAGUCACUGCAGGCCAAGAUCCAUGAGAGUGAGGCCAACAACCAGAAGCUGCAGGAGAAGCUGAGUGAGAUGGAAUGUGAACUGCGCUCCAUCAGACAGGCAGCUCAGAGUCAGGAGCGCACAAUCCAAGGCCUUAAUGAGUCCAUCUCCACUAAAGAUAGUGAGGCCCAAGAUCUAUACCAGCUAAUCGAGGGCCAAAAUGCCACUCUUUGCAAGUUGAGAGAGAUGGCCCACCGUAAUCAGCUCCAACAAGCACAGGCUCCAGAGGAGGGCGUGGGGGGCGACGGCGUGGCCCAGCUGCAGGCUGAGCUGGUGAGGCUGCAGAGCUCCCUGUUCACCGUGCAGCUGGAGCUGGAGGCCAGCCAGCGGGCCCAGAGGCAGAGCCAGAGGCAGGCAGACGACCAGAGCCGCACCGUGCAGCGCCUGCACAACGACCUGCAGGAGGCGCUGCAGCACAGGGAGGCCACCGAGAAACACAACCAGGACCUGCGUGGGGCGCUGCAGCAGACGCGCUCUGAGCUGCAGGAGAAGGAGACUCAGCUGAGGGACGCAGAGGCCCAGAGACACUCGGAGCUGCAGGAGAGAGACAGGAGCCUCGCACAGAUACGCCAGUCCCUACAGGAGAAGGACCGACUGCUGCAGGAGUACAGUGAGCUCCUGGAGCCCCCGGCAGAGUCCACCCGCCCCAGAGACGUCCUGCUGGACAAACUCAGGAGCCGCAUCAGAGACCGCGACAGAGCCCUGGAGCGCUCGAUCGACGAGAAGUUCCGCUGCCUGGAGGAGAAGGAGGAGGAGGUGCGGCGGCUGCAGCAGGCCAUGAGGGAGAAGGACCGCGACCUGGAGCGCCUGCGCACCAUCCUGGCCAACAACGAGGACACCAUCACGAGUCUGGACGCGCUGGUGCGGGGUAAGGAGCUGGAGCUGGAGCAGGCGCGGGAGAGCAGCAGGAAGCUGCAGAGCCUGAGACAGGAGAGCGAGGACACACACACACUCUGCCUGAGGGAGAGGGACAACCUCAUCAGCCAGCUGCAGACCACGCUGCACACACACGCCAAAGAGACAGAGGAGCUGAGGGCAGCGCUGCUGGCCAAGGUGUCGGUGAGCCCAGCGGAGGCCGUGGAGGAGCUGAAGGCGCGUCUGCAGCUCAAGGAGCGUCUGCUGCAGGAGCUGCUGUCCGACCGCAGCCAGCAGGCCCAGGAGCACCACACACAGGUCCAGGACCUGCUCAACACCAUCAGCACCAGGGACCAGUACCUCCAGGACUCCGCGGACAGGCUGGGGCAGGUGAUCGGCGAGCAGACGGGGCAGGUGCAGGAGCUGCGUGUGCAGCUGCUGUCCCGGGGCAGCGAGAUGGCCGAGCUGAGCCGCGAGAGGGAGCGCGAGCGGGAGCGUGCCGAGCCGGUGGCCCGGGAGCUGGACCGCGUCCAGAACCUGCUCAAGGAGAAAGAGGCCUUCAUCCAGGAGCUGAUGCAGGGCCAGGAGGAGCCCAUGGAGAACAGCAGUGGCAGGAGCUCAGAGGAGCAGCAGGAGAACCGAGCCCUCAGAGAGGAGCUGCAGCUGGCCCUCAAGAAGCUCCGAGAGAACCAGCUGGAGCUGACUACGCUGAGGUCUCUGGCCUCAAAGCACGAUCUCCAAAGAGGAAGUCAGGACCCGGCUGGUGCCAAUCAUCAGAGCUUCCUGGAGCAGCUGGUCUCUGACUACACCAGGCUGAACGAGGCCUUGAAAGCUGAGAAGAAGCUCUAUCAGAACCUGGUGCAGAUGCAGAACACCAAGGACAGCGCCGAGAGGCUUCGGGUGCUGCACACAGAGCUGGACACCGUUCAGGCACUGAGAGGACAGCUCGAGGAGGUCCUGAUGAGGACCCGCGAGACCGCCCUGGUGCUGGAUAAAGCCAAUAAGAUGCAGGCUGAAUUUGGAGAGCUCAGCACAGAGGAGGAGGAGGAGGACAGUGGUGAUGAAGAUCAGGAAGGAGGAAGGGCUUGCAGCAGUGAUGAAUUCACAGACAGCAUAGAGGACGAGGACGUCAAACUGACCGCGCAGAGUCUGGCCGUCACACAGAAUGUUGGGAUGCCUGGAGGACCAGUGAGCAGGGAGCCUUCCCAGGGUGCCGAGGGGGGAGGGUGGAAGGGUGAGGUGCAGCAGUUGGUAGAGCAGAAGAAGACAGUGGAGGAGGAGCUGGGAGAGCUGAAGAGCCAGCUCAAGAGGGCUGGCUACAAAUCUCUGUCCCAGAUGAGGUCUGCGCUGCUGCAGCUCCAGACUGAGAACGAGGCCCUGAGGGAGAGCGGCGGCAGGGGGCCGCACGGAGCCGGACGCGGGCCGGAGGCGGGAGCAGGUGUCGGGGGAUCAGUCAGGUGCAGAAGGUGGGAGCAAAGUGACACGGAGGAGGAGGAGGAGGAGGAGGAAGAGGAGCCGCUGAGCCACAAGGAGCACCACAUGUCAGAUAAAGAGGAGGAGGACAGUGAGGAAGAGUCAGAGGAGGAGGAGGAGGAGGAGAUGGACGCCAUGGGACUGCCGGUGGGGAAGCGCGGGCCUCCCACGGUCAAGCUGCGGGAGGGCCGAGGGAAGAGGAGGUGCACCAGACCGCACUCGCUGGACCUGGGCACCCUGCUGUCCCACCGGCCCAGCCAGGAGCAGGACACACAGGAGGAGGACGGUGGUGGAGGGGAGCGCGGCGGGGGCUUCUGGGAGCACGUGGAGGCCGGUCUGCGGGAGCAGGCGGAGCGACUGCGCUCUGAUCUGGCCCUCAGCCGCCAGGAGAACCGCGAGCUGCAGGAGAGACUCAUGGUGUCCGAGGCCACCGUCCACGCCCAGGCCGACCAGCUCAAGGACUACAGAGAGCUGCUGACGGAGACAUCGGUGCAGCAGGACAGUAAGCUGGUGCAGGUGGACCUGCAGGACCUGGGCUACGAGACGAGUGGACGCAGUGAGAACGAGGCCGAGAGAGAGGACGCCAGCAGCCCAGAGUUUGAUGACCUGGAGAUGUGCACGUCUCUGUCGCGGGGCAGCGAGUACGGCUAUGCGCUGAAGGAGUCGGAGGAGGACGAGGAGGGCUCGCUCAAGCCCCUGGUGCGCGACCUGCGCUCGCAGCUGUCGCGCUGCCACCGCGUGAUCCGCAGCCUGCAGCUGCGCGUGCGCUCGCUCUCCGCCACCUCCGACUACGCCUCCAGCCUGGAGCGCACGCCGCGCAAGGUCAACUGGGCCUUCCAGGCCUCGCCGGCGCACAGCGGCCUGGAGGAGGACGAGGGCUGGCAGUCGGACGGCCCGCCGCGGCCCCGGCCCAGCCGCGAGCUCAAGGAGCUGGUGUCGCGCGUCGCCUCGCUGGAGAACCAGCUCAAGAGCACGCGCAUGGAGGGCGCCCCCGCAGGAGAGGAGGGCAGGUGCGCCACCUGGCCAGGGAAGUACAACACACUGAUCCAGGCGCAGGCUCGUGAGCUGUCCCACCUGCGGCAGCGCAUGCGCGAGGGCCGGGGCGUGUGCCACAUCCUGACGCAGCACCUGGGCGACACCACCAAGGCCUUCGAGGAGCUGCUGCGCGCCAACGACAUCGACUACUACAUGGGCCAGAGCUUCAGAGAGCAGCUGUCCCAGAGCAGCAGCCUGGCCCAGCGCAUCAGCACCAAGAUCAGUGGCCGUGACCGGUCAGAGCUGCCCGAUGACAAGACUGGCCACGAGCUCCUUGCGUUGCGGUUGAGUAAGGAGCUCCAGCAGAAGGAUAAAAUCAUCGAGUCUCUUCACACCAAGCUGCAACAACGCCCAGACACGCCGUCCAGCUGCCACGCCAUGUCCGAGACCACCGACCAGUCGGACAGGACCUCCUUUGUGUCUGACGAGCGCGGCUCCACCAAUGAGGAGCUGGAGCUGGGCUCCGAUGUGGAGGGAGGAAGCGAGUACGCCCUGGAGAGACAGGGGGACAGGAUGUGCCCUCUGAAGAAUGCCACAGAGCGCCCCACCUCCCUGCCCCUGCACAAGAGCCCCAGCACCCCUGUCAUGCCUGUGGACCAGCAGGCUCAGACAGAUUUCUUCCCCAAUCCCCAGUACAGUUCCGCCCCGCCGCCCCACUUCCUGCCCCGGCCCACCGCUCCUCACGGCGUGACCUUUGCCCCCAUGUACAGAGCGCACUCUGCGGUCGAGCUGCACCAGUACCCACAGGGGCUGUGGCCAGGAACAGGUUUCAUGGUGCCUCAUGCCAAAGCCCUGUCCAGUUACUCUCUGACUGGCCACACGCCCGCGCACCCCCACACGUUCGGCCCGAUGUCCCACCACGCUCUGCACCAGGCCCAUCUUGGCGCCCACAGCGGAGCCUCCACCCUCAAGACCAACGCCAGCCUGGGCGAGGGCAACGCCCUCUGGGAGAUGGACAACACCAUGCAGCCAAUCAGGGGCUUCUCCGGGUCAUCAGGAUACCAAUCAGGAGGAAGCCACACAGGUGUGGACCUGAUUGAGGAGCACCUGAGAGAGAUCCGGAACCUCCGUCAGCGCUUAGAAGAUUCCAUCAGAACCAACGAGCGCCUCAGACAGCAGCUGGAGGACCGACUGACAGGGGGACAAGGAGGAGCCCCCACUAACAUCUACAUCCAGGGGCUGGAGUCGGUCACUCAGCUGUCCAAUGAGAUCCGCGCUCUGAAGGAGGAGAACAUGGGCCUGAAGUCCCGGCUGCAGAGUAGCAGAGACAGCAGCGAGGAGGUGCUUUGUGGGCGUGCGCGGCUGCAGCAGGCGGAGCUGGAGGCGGACCAGUGGAAGGAGGAGCUGCGGCGGAUGCAGAGCCACAGCUGUGAGCAGAGCCAGCAGCUCCAGCAGCUGCGCCAGGAGCGCCAGGGCAGCCAGGAGCUCACCAACAGGCUGCAGCAUGAAGUCAGCCUACUCCAGCAACAGUUAGCUGAGAGUCGUCAGCUGCUUCACUCUCUACAGUGUGAGCUUCAGGUCUAUGACCGGGUCUGUGCCAACACCAAGAGUGUGUCCUCAGGCUACCUGGGCGAGAUGAAGUGCCCCGGGUCGGGCGUGCCGGCGGUGGAGCUGGCGGAGCUGCUGGUGGAGGUGCGCGGUCUGCGGGCGCAGCUGGAGCACAGCGUGCAGGAGAACAGCGCCCUCCGCUGCCAGCUGCAGAAACAGCUGGAGCAGCAGCUGGCCGGCCGCGUGGCCCACUGCGAGCCCAGGGCCUCCUCGCUGAUCCCCGCCAGCCCGCUCCGAGAGAGCAUGUACCGCCGCCAACUGCUGCACGACCCGGCUCCAUCUCCCCCGGUCAGGGACACGGGACUCUUCCCCGCGGGCGCCUCCUUCACCCCCUACACGGAGCUGGAGGAAGUGCCCAUCACCACCAGCGACUCCCUGGAGCCCCAUGGUGAUCUUGAGGGCGAGGCCCCUGACGGCUCCUUCGCCAACCGGAACGGGCGCCACGCCAUCGGGCACGUGGACGACUACGGCGCGCUGCAGCAGCAGGUGCUGGAGGGCAAGGGGCUGGUGCAGCGGAUGGAGGCGGCGCUGCAGGCCUGCCUCAACAUGGCCCUGCUGGAGGCCAGCACCGGCAAGGCCCUGGACUAUGGGAGUGUGAAGAGUCUCCUCUCUGAUACGAAGACCCUGCGCCAGAUCCUGGAGGAGGCCAACUCUCUGCUCAAGAUGUUCUGGAGGGCUGCCCUUCCCAACAACGAGGGCAGCGGCAUGCAGCUGCAGAAGGAGCAGACGCUGAAGGAGGAGAUCCACUCCCUGCGGCUGCGCAUCUCUGAGCAGGAGGACGUCCUGCAGGGCACCAUCCAGAGGCUGAGGAGCACCAGCCGCACCAAGGAGAGCAUGGAGCACUUCAUAGUCAGCCAGCUGUCAAGGACACGUGACGUGCUCAAAAAAGCCAGAAGUAACUUAGAGAAGAACGAGCUCAGGAUUUCCUCCCUAAGCUACUCCUCUUCCUCCCUUUGCCAUGCUAAAGUCCCCAAAGGUGCCUGUGAGGGGCGUCCUGAUCGAGGUGUCCUGAGUCCCAGUGCCUCGGAUGUUCCAGCCAGUCAGCGUUCAGCCAAGAAGCGUGGGAGAGAGUGCCUACUCCAAGCUGUUUCCUGUUAAAACCAGCCAGCAAGACCACCACACCUAUGGCUCCCAGCCUUAAGCCUGUCUUAUCCUGCCCUCUCUGUUCCCCUCUUCUUCUUCUCCUCCUCUUAGUUCCUUCUCUUUAGUAUUCUCCCUUCUACUAUUACUGUUUGUCUCCUCCAUCUAUUCUCCUUCUUAGCAACAGAGACUCUUGAAAUCUCUUCUGAUUGCCUUUGCAAAACUAGGGAUGUAGGGAUUUGGGUGUUCUCGUAAGGGAUAGUGUGCGUCCUAGCAGCCAUAGAAUGUCUUUUCUUACCUGGCAGCUUAUGGACGGUUCAAUGUAGAUGCAUGUUACUCCACUGUUUGUGAAACUGACUAGUGUACACACACUAAACGCCGAAUAUGCAUUUGGUACGCAGUCUGCACACACACAAGUUCUCCUCAAGUCAUGAAACUCUGCAGCCAUGACACAUACACACACACACACACACAGAUGUGGUACCUUGAAACUUCUGAAGACAGCUUUGCUACUACCCAUUACUGCCCUCGAAUCCCUCUGGAGAUUCCUCAGGGGUUUUAAGGCAUCGCGUUUUACCGCCACUUAAGCGACACCUCUCAAGCGGUCCGAAGACCACUGACAAGGGCAUCUCAAGGUCAGGAGGCCUCUCCUCGCCCCUGCGAUGAGCAUGUGCAAUAAGGACUGAAGUUCACUGGAUGCAGUAGUACCAGCUUUUUCCCUUUUGCCUGACACUGGAGCUGAGGCGUGUGUUUUAUGUAAGCACUAAGAGACCGUCAGUGCAAAAUUAUUAUUAAUUACUAUUAACUGUCGCAGUGCUACUGACUGAAUUGUAGUUCGUAAGCAGUUCUGCAUGUGGGAGAGGUAGGAAAAAAAAGGAAAAUGACACCGUGUUUGUGUAAUGGUAAUCGCCAACCUUUGCCAAAGUUUUAACUCCUAAUUUCCUUUAUUUUUGCCUUAUCCAUGAGAAUCACAACGUCAUUUUUGUGACCGAUAGAGAAGUUGGCUGUAAUUGACCCUGUGCCAACUUGGGACAGCUAAUAAGGAAUUGAAUCUGUCUUAUUCUUGGAGAGCAUUUUGAACCAGAGAGGCAGUAGCUGUUCAAGGUCUUUGAUUAUUUUUGCAUGUCCUUUUUGGCAAGCCACGCUCCUUACUUCGUCAAUGGACCAAAUCCAAAUUAAGUUAAAUAAUGAUUUGAUGAGAUUUCAAAUUAGAUCAACAACGAUCUUGUUGAAUGCACCUGUGAACCAACAGGAAUGCAUUUUCAAUCUGAAUCACUGGAUUUAAAUAUGAAUUAGCUACUUUGUUUCAUUUGGUUCAGAUUGCCAUAACAUUCCCAUUGCAUCGACCAUUGCAAUAGAUGUUAUAUUUUCUCCAUGGUUACAAACUUUGGCAGGCCACUGGUGGGACCAUAACGUUACUGAUGUCAUCAUCAGAGAUACUGUAGGUGUUCCUUUUGAGCUGCUUUUACAACUGUCUCGCUGUACAUUUCGCUUACUUGUGUUGUACAUAGCUUUUUGUUCUUGCUUUGUUCUGUUGUGUGACUUAUCGACAUUUGCUGUACAUGCAAAAUCAAUUAUCUGGGUAGCUGUGCAAUAGCCCAUAGUUUAUCCUAAAUAACUGAUGUCAACGCAUCAUUUUAUUAGGAGAAAUAGCUUUGAGUGCCCUGUUUCCAAUCAUGUAAGUAUUGAUUGUGUUUUGGCUGAAAUUGUUUUUGAUUUGGCUGCAUACUCCUUUUAACUAAACCUUUGAUGUAGAGAUGCCUUUAUCCUGAAUGUUCCAGGAGACCAUGUGGCAGCACUAGUAUUAACUUAGGGCAGAAUCACUUUGUUUGCCUUCUAAGGUUAGACAGUAUUACUCCAAUUUUGCUCCCUGUAGACUAAACUUUUUCCAGGCCUUGUUUGCGCUCCGUGGUGUGCAGGCCUACUGUAAUUGUGUUGACAAAUCUUCUACUCCAACAAUUUGGUGUUAAAAACAAGUGGUUCCUUAGCGUGAAUUGAAAUGGAGACAAAAGGUACCAAAGUUGUGUAAAUAUUUAAAGGUGGAAAAUGAGCGUAAACAAUGCCUCUCUCAGAACUGAAGAGUCCUGUGGCAUCGAUGUUAACGUGGUGGUUCUGACAACUGUAUUAUGUGUAAAUAGUGUUUUAAGAGUGCUUCAUUGCUAAGGCUAAGGAUAUGCUAGUGUGUUGAUGAAUAAAGAAUGCCGGUACUGGUCCAGUGGUGGGCUGUGUAUCUGAAGCUGACCGUUACUACGUGUGCUGCACUGAUGAAGAUCUGGAGAUUAAUAAACACAAAUGCAACAUG
Sardina pilchardus (European sardine) is the source of this 10582-nucleotide messenger RNA. Its product is annotated as myomegalin-like. Gene Ontology annotation, biological process: positive regulation of microtubule nucleation; centrosome cycle; regulation of Golgi organization. Gene Ontology annotation, molecular function: zinc ion binding; molecular adaptor activity. Gene Ontology annotation, cellular component: nucleus; centrosome; Golgi apparatus. The record is from RefSeq and is a predicted model, not a curated record. The transcript is spliced from 39 exons. Bases 868 to 8298 code for a protein of 2476 amino acids. NCBI's taxonomy places the organism in Eukaryota, Metazoa, Chordata, Actinopteri, Clupeiformes, Clupeidae.